Molecule: messenger RNA, 786 nt
Organism: Penicillium cosmopolitanum
Lineage: Eukaryota; Fungi; Ascomycota; Eurotiomycetes; Eurotiales; Aspergillaceae
Product: ankyrin repeat domain-containing protein
Exons: 1
Coding region: 1-786 (261 amino acids)
Molecular function (GO): protein binding
Source: RefSeq, a predicted model, not a curated record
AUGAAGGUCAACUUACCUGACGAGAAUAAUCAAACACCGGUGUUCUAUGCCAUCAGACAUGGCCAUAUUCGAUCUCUCCGCGCACUUUUAACCGAUUACCGAAUAGAUGUCAACUGGCGUGAUAGGACAGAUACAACUCCAAUCAGCCUAGCAGCAGCCCUCGGUUUUGCGAACAAGGUCGGGGUUCUUUGCACAUCCGGGGCAGAUAUUGGUAUCCAAGAUCAAGAGGAGCAAAUCUCUUUACACCAUGCGGCACGAUUUGGGCACCACCUAGUCAUCAGAGUUUUACUAUCGUACGGUAUUGAUAUCAUAAACUCCAAUGACCAUUUUGGGGAUACACCACUGCAUCAUGCUGCCCGAAACGGACGUAUUUUAGUCACUCGAGAGCUGCUUAAGAGGCCAACGCUAUAUUUGCAUGGUGCGAAUAAGAAAGGCGAAACUCCUUUACAUCUUGCCGCUCGAUUUGGCCACCAUCUUAUUAUAUCGGUGCUGCUAUUACACGACAGAACAUUAGCUAAUGUGAAGAAUCAUAAUGAAGAUACUGCCCUGCACGAAGCUGCAAGUUCAGGUCACACUUCAGCGGUCUAUGAACUACUCCGGUAUGAGACUACCUCGAUCAAUGAAGAAAACAGCGCUGGAGCUAAACCUCUACACCUUGCAAUUCUUCAUCACCAUCUAGGUAUUGUACAGCUACUUCUGAAUAAAAGAUCUGGAUACAAUCUGCAUCGAUCUCCAUCUCGAGGAUGGAAACUUCUCGGACAUUUUUUCCUGGUGAGUCAAGUUUAA